UCAACUUCCAGCUUCUACGACCUUUGAUAUUUUUCUUCAAGUUUUUGUUUAUCCUUGUUAUCAUUGAUAUACAAGUCUAGAAAGUAGGUUCUUCAUCAUGGGGUUGUCCAUGUUCAUGUGCAAGCAAUUAACACAAACACUAUUAGAUAAUUUCUCAUCUGGUAUGCUGAAAAUGGAUGUCUUCAAUCCUCGGAGACACAGAGAAAAGGUAAUCAUUGUAAUGGGAGCAACCGGAACCGGCAAGUCAAGACUUUCCAUCAAUCUCGCCACCCAUUUUCCAGCAGAAAUCAUCAACUCCGACAAAAUGCAAGCGUACGAGGGACUUGACAUAGUCACCAAUAAAGUAACCGAGGAAGAGCAACAUGGGGUUCCACACCAUCUGCUAGGGAUACUAAAUCCCAAUGCAGAUUUCCCUGUCACAAACUUCAUUGACAAGGCAUCACUUGCCAUCGAGUCAAGUUUGGGACGAGGCCGGCUCCCGAUCAUCGUCGGGGGCUCGAAUUCCUACAUCGAGGCCUUAGUUGAUGAUGACGACUACAUGUUCCGAUCGAAGUAUGAAUGUUGCUUCCUCUGGGUGGAUGCGUCAAUGUCUGUGCUCCACUCAUUUGUUUCAAAAAGAGUUGAUCAAAUGCUUGAAAAUGGCAUGGUGGAUGAGCUGAGAAAAAUGUUUGAUCCCAAUGCAGAUUACUCAAGGGGGAUUAGAAGAGCAAUUGGGGUACCAGAGUUUGAUCAAUAUCUUAGAAAUGAACCAUUUUUAGACAGAGAACAACGUGGGAUGUUACUCCAAGAAGCAGUAAGUCAAAUGAAGGAAAACACCUGCAGAUUAGCAUGUCGUCAACUGGGGAAAAUUCAUCGGCUUAGAAACAUGAAAGGGUGGAAUAUGCACAGGUUUGAUGCCACCGAAGUGUUUCAAAAGCAGGGCAGAGAAGCAGAAGAGGCUUGGGAUCAGCUUGUUGCAGGACCAAGUGUAGUGAUUGUGAGUCAGUUUCUUUACAAUUUUGCCGCCGCCGCCGCCGCCACCACCACCACCACCUCCUUGAUCCCUACAAAUGUAGCAGGGAUUAAAGUUACGAGGAACGUAGGACCUGCCAUUGCAACUGCAACUUACUAGAGAUUGAUCAAAGUUGAGAUAAUACUACAUAAUUUUUUGACCCAAAUACUUUCUACAAUUUAAAGAGCAUUCGAACAUAAACAGACAUAAUUUGUGGACCUUAUAGCAUUAAAUGCCGCCAAUAAACAAAGUGGAUUCCAGCAUUAAUAAUAGUAGAGUUUACAUGAUGUCGUCUCAAUAUUUUUCAAAUUGUAGAAAGUGUUUACAU
Messenger RNA from Juglans regia (Persian walnut), 1319 nucleotides. Its product is annotated as adenylate isopentenyltransferase 3, chloroplastic-like. Gene Ontology annotation, molecular function: tRNA dimethylallyltransferase activity. The transcript is spliced from 2 exons. Gene Ontology annotation, cellular component: mitochondrion. The record is from RefSeq and is a predicted model, not a curated record. NCBI's taxonomy places the organism in Eukaryota, Viridiplantae, Streptophyta, Magnoliopsida, Fagales, Juglandaceae. Bases 98 to 1111 code for a protein of 337 amino acids. Gene Ontology annotation, biological process: tRNA modification; cytokinin biosynthetic process.